AUGGGCGUGGUCGAGACGGUGCACAACAUCCGGAGCCGCGUGCUCCUCGAGCUCUUGGCUGUCGGCCUCGAGGAGGAGCCGACGCCGCCCUUCCACCAGCCGACGCCGAUCGGCGCGACGCCGGCGCCAGCGCCCACCAAGAUCCGCGUCUUGUCGAUGAACGUUUGGGGCAUCCCAGUCACGCCGUAUUGCACCGAGCGCGCCCAAGCGAUCGGCGCGAUCCUCGAAGAGAAGGCCAAGGACUGGGACAUCAUCACGCUCCAGGAGGUCUGGCACCGACGCGAGAAGCGCAUCAUCGUGCACGCAGCGUUGCGCGCGGGCUUUGCCUACUCGCACUACUUUCAUCCGGCGGUCGGCUUUCCGCUGCCGUUAGGCCACGACUCGUUUGGCACGGGCCUCCUCGUGCUCUCCAAGUUUCGUCUCUCGUCGGCCAUGUACCACCCGUUCCUCUUGACGGGUCGGCCGUAUGCGCUGCACGAAGCCGACUUCAUCGCGAACAAGGGCGUCGGGAUCCUCCGCGUCCACAGCCCGGACGGCGCCGAGAUGGCCGAUCUGUACGUGACGCACCUCCUCGCCAACUACAACCACUUGGGCUCGCCAGGUCCCGGCGACUCGUACCUCUCGCACCGCGCCGCGCAGGCGUACGAGCUCGCGACCUUUAUCCAAGCGACGACGCGCAACGCGCUCAUUAUGGUCUGCGGCGACUUCAACUCGCCCGCCAACUCGCUCGUGCUCAAGAUCGUCCGCGACCUCGUCGCGCUCCGCGAUGCGUUCGCGGACAACCACAAGAACAAGGACUGCGAAGGGCUCACGUUCGGAACCGACGACAACGAGUUCUCAGCCGGCGAGUUUCCGAUGCGGAUGGACUACAUUCUCUUCAAGUCCCAGCGCUGGGCGCUGCAUGAGAGCAACGUCUACAAGGAGUUCUUUACCAACACGAAGGGCGACGAGCUCCCGCUCUCGGAUCACUUUGGCGUCUUUGCCGAGUUCCGCCUUACGACGCACGACAACGACGACGAGACCAACAACAACAACAACAAUGAGCAAAGCGACAAGGUUCCGGCCGGUGAACCGUCCGGUUUGCGCAACCGCAAGCAGCCGCAGGCCGUGGCGCCAGUGGCCUUGCCGGCCGCGACGCCGUCGACGGCGAUUGCGUGUCUCGAAGACAUUCUCCGCGAGCUCGAGGCCGGGAAGGCGCAGACCGUCGAAGCUCGUCUCACGCACUUGACGCGGGCUUUCGGGAGCCUUUUCGCCGUGCUUGUGGGUGGCAUCGGCAUGGUGCUGUACAGCCACACGCUCUCGAACGCCUUUUGGUACAUGGGCUAUGGGCUCCUGACGCUGCUCUUCGUGUUUGGCAUCCUCGAGUACAUCGUCUCGUUCUUCGUCCUCACGCUCGAGGUGUCGUCGUUCACGGAGUUUCUCAACCAGAUCUUACUCCACCGCCAUACGCUUCUGGAAGGCAGCGUUCAAGACGCGUAAAACUCACGUUAAAGAUUUAGAC
Molecule: messenger RNA, 1501 nt
Organism: Saprolegnia parasitica CBS 223.65
Lineage: Eukaryota; Oomycota; Saprolegniomycetes; Saprolegniales; Saprolegniaceae
Exons: 1
Coding region: 1-1479 (492 amino acids)
Cellular component (GO): cytoplasm
Molecular function (GO): sphingomyelin phosphodiesterase activity
Source: RefSeq, a predicted model, not a curated record